Messenger RNA from Phialemonium atrogriseum, 699 nucleotides. RefSeq lists its product as uncharacterized. Lineage: Eukaryota; Fungi; Ascomycota; Sordariomycetes; Cephalothecales; Cephalothecaceae. The record is from RefSeq and is a predicted model, not a curated record. The coding region runs from base 1 to 699 and encodes 232 amino acids. The transcript is spliced from 2 exons.
AUGGCGACCUUCCGAUCCCUCGCAUCCGCGACCCUCCUCCUCGCCUCUGCCGCGAACGCGCACUUCACCCUGACGGUGCCCCCGUCGUUCGGCUUCGACGAGGACAAGGAGGCCUCGGCGCCCUGCGGCGGCUUCACGCCCUCGUUUGACGACAAGAGCAAGGUCAGCGACUUCCACGUCGGCGGCAACGCCAUCGGCGUCAAGAGCGGCCACGCCCAGACCAACUGGCUCUUCCGCGCCACCCUCGAGUCGGCCGACACCAAGAACUGGACCCAGCUCUUCCCCAUCGUCCAGCAGAGCGGCCUCGGCCUCUUCUGCGAGCCCUCCGUCGUCGCCCCCGAGGCCUGGGCCGGCAAGCAGGGCAUCGUCAGCGUCGUGGCCAACGCCCCAGACGGGAUCCUGUACCAGUGCGCCGCAGUAAACUUCGUCUCCGGCACAGGCGCCAGCGCCGGCGACGCCUGCAAGAAUGGCACCGCCUCCAUCUCCUUCGUCUCCGAUCCGGACCUCUCCGGGCUCGUCUCGGGCGGCAGCGGCAGCAGCAGCGGCGGCAGCGGCUCGCCCAACGCGACCGGCUCCUCGGGAACCGGCACCUCGACCACCCCGUCCGCCACCCCGUCGAGCACCAAGAACGCCGCAGCCGGCGUUGCCGCCCCGGCGUCGCUCGCCCUCGUCGGCCUGCUGGGCUUCGCCAUGCUGUGA